This is a messenger RNA of Drosophila eugracilis, 615 nucleotides long. It is a transcript of the gene Ubc84D, whose product is annotated as ubiquitin-conjugating enzyme E2-18 kDa. Lineage: Eukaryota; Metazoa; Arthropoda; Insecta; Diptera; Drosophilidae. The record is from RefSeq and is a predicted model, not a curated record. The transcript is spliced from 2 exons. Bases 111 to 575 code for a protein of 154 amino acids.
UUCUCUAUGAAAACAAUAGAAAAAUUACAUUUUUAGACUAUUUUAAAUUGAAAGGGUUUUUUCAAGACGCAGGGAAUAUAAAGGAAAAGAAUUCCGAUCCCGUUGAUAGAAUGGCUGCAACUCGUCGUCUGACCCGGGAGCUCUCCGACCUGGUUGAGGCCAAGAUGAGCACUCUGCGGAACAUCGAGAGCAGCGACGAGUCCCUGCUAAUGUGGACGGGACUCUUGGUUCCGGAAAAGGCGCCUUAUAACAAGGGCGCCUUUCGCAUUGAAAUUAAUUUCCCGCCACAGUAUCCCUUUAUGCCGCCGAAGAUCCUUUUCAAGACGAAGAUCUAUCACCCGAAUGUGGACGAGAAGGGAGAGGUGUGCCUGCCCAUAAUCAGUACAGAUAACUGGAAGCCCACAACGCGCACAGAGCAGGUCCUCCAGGCCCUGAUAGCCAUUGUCCAUGACCCAGAACCAGAGCAUCCGCUACGUUCUGACCUGGCCGAAGAGUUCGUAAAGGAGCACAAGAAGUUCAUGAAGACCGCCGAGGAGUUCACUAAGAAGAAUGCGGAGAAGCGACCAGAGCCAUGAAAAUCAACUUGUCGGUCAUACUGUGUAAUUUUAUUUUUUA